Ceraceosorus bombacis is the source of this 2613-nucleotide messenger RNA. Lineage: Eukaryota; Fungi; Basidiomycota; Exobasidiomycetes; Ceraceosorales; Ceraceosoraceae. The record is from the annotation of a GenBank genome assembly.
AUGUCUACGGACGCCGCACGCCUGCAAGACUUGUUCGAGUGGGCCAAAUCUAAGCAUAUUUGGACGCACGACGGCAUAGCGAUCAAAACCUUUCUCACGCCGGGCAAUGAGUCAUCAGAUACGCAUUCGAACAGCACACGUGCCGAUGAAGGAGGCCAUGCAGGCUUCGGGGUGUAUGCGGUCGAGAGGCACCAAGGGACAACGGACGCAGCACAGCACGCAACGGAUGACAAUGACAUCGACAUCCGUGUGUGGCCACGCCAAGUUGGUGAGUGCAGCGGAGCACGCUUGGCUCUGUACCUCUGUAUGCUAGACUGAAGCUAUGCCGAUAUGGGGCGACAGUGGUCCUCACGCCCAAGUCGGCCAUCUUAAGCCCACGUAAUUCUAGUUUGGCCAAGCAUAUUCCCUCAGAAAACUUUUUCAACUCCGACUCCUCUGCCGGACUGCUGCUGAGCCUUGUACUCCUACACGAGUACCUACUCGGAGGAGAGAGCGACUGGUCUGGCUAUUUAGGAAGCUUGCCCCAUGGUAUGGCCUUUCCAUCCUCGCCCUGCUCAAGCGCAACCCAUGCGCAAGGGGCUGCAAGCCUCAGAAAGCCGGAAUCUUCCUCCGAUUCGGAAGAUUGGGGUGUGCCGAUACCUCUGCUAUGGCCCAAAGAGUCGGAAGAAUGGAGCUGGAUACGCAACACCGAGGCUGGUCGUAUUGUAGAGCGCGUCUCCAAAGAUCCUGCCGGCAGCCUAGAAGGCAUGGGAAUGAGCCUCGUGAGUGAAUUGUGCGUCCAAAUUUUGCCAGCUCCAGUGAGGCGCGUCUCACGUCUUGCAUGAUCACCCCCUCUCAGAAGCGACUGGAUGGCUAUUUUCAAAGCCAGGUGCUUCCGACACUCCAAGCAGCCCGUCCUGGUUACAUGAAACGCGCGGAGGACCAUUUGCUGCGCAGCUUCCGGCGAGCGUACAGCAUCGUCUCCUCUCGCGCUUUUGUGGUAGAUAUGUGGCAUGGGUAAGCAUCAGUCGCCUGUAUAGCGAUUACCAGGGCAAGCUGACCACAAGUUUCUUGAAUUGCACGCAGCUUAGCCCUGGUUCCCUUGGCUGAUAUGUGAGUGCGGUGCAUUGCACCAGCCAAACGAUCACAUACAUGCAGUGACCUGAGAUGUCACUCGCCUUACCUCCAGGUUCAAUCAUUCGUCCGACCCCAACAUGCAAUUCGAAGCGGACGACGAGGUCUGCGAUCAGUGCGGAGCUUUGGGAAAAUGCCCUCACAGCGAAGACCCGCUACCAGGCUCAGCAUAUGGUAGGCCGUCAGCGUUCAUGCCAGCAUCACACGGGCCCAACUCUGUCGACUGGGUUCCCCCGCUUCCAAUCUUAGCUCAGAUUGGAGCGGACACAGUAGAUAUGGUGGCAACCUCUGCCAUACUGAAGAACGAAGAGUGCCUCAACUCAUAUGGCCUGCUCAGCAACGCGAGUCUGCUAGCUGCUUAUGGCUUUGUUCUGGCGGAAGAGACGGAAUUUGAAAGGAUCGGAUGGGAUUGGCGCGUGUCGGACGAGCGACGGGAGCUUGUGACCAGCCUGCAGCUGGGAACGGCACCUGGAGCUCUUGAUCUGGAUUUGCGAUAUACAGAGAACUCGGCAGACGAUGCUCAGAGGUCCAACAAGCGCACAAGAUUGUCGGAUGCUGAGGCGAACAAAGGUGCCUCGAACGUGCAAAGGAGUCUUGCAAAAUCGAUCAACACAUCAGGCGCACCCUCGGUACCACAGAGUUUUGCAAUUCGCCAGAAGUUCGUUCGCACAUGCGUGCAUGCUUUGAACCUCCGGGUUGAAGAAGCAUGGCAUGGAGUGCAGGAGCUGCUGAAUGAUCCGUCCGAGGGUGGGAUCAUGGCACCGGCAGCAACUCCAAGAUUCCCCGAGCAAGCGACGCUGAGCUUGCCCGUAGACUCUCCGUUCAGGCUUUUGGCGCACGUGCAGCCUCCCGAAAGCAGGCCAUCGAUUACCGAUCCCGAACACUUGGGCGGCAUCAGGUCCAGCGCAAUUGCAGAGGGUCUGGAAUCCUUCUUGGCCCCUUUGUCGGGCCACGAAGGCACUUCCGACUUGCGGCAGCCCUUCUUCGUGGACGGUGAAGGUCGCGUUUCCGUGGUGCUUUGGCGGGCUGCACUUCUCGCUCAGCUCUCUGCAGAGAUGACGGCGAAUCUUGCAAACACGACGGAGCCAUUACAGCAAGGACUCGUCAUCAGACGUGGAAUUUUCGACGCCGAAUCAGCUCUAGCUACAUUCUUGGCAGAGGAUGAAUCGCAAGAAGGGGUCUUGCGAACUGUGGCAACGCGAGAUGCCGAGCGUGUCGAGCGCACCGUGCAAGCUUUGCAGACACUUGUCACGUCUCGUUUGGCCGGUCUGCGAAUUUCUCGCCCGGAAGAGGAAAGAAAAGCCCUUGCCAUUAUAGAUGUGAGGACGUCGCCGACGAAAACUAGCCCCACACACCUGCUGAAUAGCCGAUGAAAACUUGCCUUUGCAGAAACCCAAUGCCUCGCCGCUCAAGUUCGCUGCGCUGCAUGCUUUCCAGGAGCUUGCGGCUCUGCGAGCAUGCUUGGAGAGGCUGGAAAGCGUGUCACACAAGCUCCCAUGA